GGGCUGCUGCUGGCGGCCUCGGGCCCGGGCGCCGCGCGGGCCAAGGAGACGGCGUUCGUGGAGGUGGUGCUGUUCGAGUCGAGCCCCAGCGGCGACUACACCACGUACACCACGGGCCUCACGGGCCGCUUCUCCCGGGCCGGGGCCACGCUCAGCGCCGAGGGCGAGAUCGUGCAGAUGCACCCCCUGGGACUCUGUAACAACAAUGAUGAAGAAGACUUGUAUGAAUAUGGCUGGGUGGGGGUAGUGAAGCUGGAGCAACCAGAGCUGGACCCUAAGCCGUGUCUCACCGUCCUCGGCAAGGCCAAGAGAGCUGUCCAGCGAGGAGCGACUGCGGUCAUCUUUGACGUGUCAGAAAACCCGGAUGCCAUUGACCAGUUAAACCAGGGCUCUGAAGACCCACUAAAGAGGCCAGUGGUGUAUGUGAAAGGCGCUGAUGCACUCAAAUUGAUGAACAUCGUUAAUAAGCAGAAAGUGGCACGAGCAAGGAUUCAGCAUCGGCCCCCCCGGCAACCCACUGAGUACUUUGACAUGGGCAUUUUUCUGGCUUUCUUUGUGGUGGUCUCCUUGGUUUGCCUCUUCCUUCUUGUCAAAAUCAAGCUGAAACAGAGGCGCAGCCAGAAUUCCAUGAACAGACUGGCGGUGCAGGCCCUCGAGAAGAUGGAAACCAGGAAGUUCAAGUCUAAGAGCAAAGGCUCCCGGGAAGGGAGCUGGGGGACCCUGGACACCCUCAGCAGCAGCUCCACUUCGGACUGUGCCAUCUGUCUGGAGAAGUACAUUGACGGCGAGGAGCUCCGAGUGAUUCCUUGUACUCACCGAUUCCACAAGAAAUGCGUGGACCCCUGGCUGCUCCAGCACCACACUUGUCCCCAUUGCCGUCAUAAUAUAAUAGAACAAAAGGGAAACCCGGGCCCGGGGUGCACAGAGCCCGGUAACCCCCCGCGGAGCCGGCAGCCAAGAGUCAUCUUACCUGUGCAUUACCCAGGGCGAGUGCAUAGGACUGGCCAGAUCCCAGCCUACCCCAUGCGGACGAGCAUGGACUCCCAAGGAAACCCCAUCACCCUGCUCACCGUCGACCCCCACGGGGAGCAGGGCCUGUAUGCGGGCCAGGCCCCGGCCUACCUCUCCGGCUACCCGGCGCUUCACCUGGAGCACGCCUUGGCCCCUCACCGCUGCGGCCUAGAGCCCCGGCCUUACGCCUUGCGGAGGCCCAAGCUGGGUGGACGCGGGCCGGCCAAGGCUGCCUGCCUCCCCCAGUACGAGACCGUGUACCAGCACUACUACUUCCAGGGCCUCAGCUACCCCGAGCAGGAGGCCCCGGCCUCGGCCCCCCAGGGGUCCUCCAGGGCCUUCCAGGCGGGCACCAGCGGCCUGCUCUUCCCUGCCACGGUGCGCGUGGCGCCCUCGUCCCACCUGGAGAGCGGAAGCGCUUCCAGCUUCAGCUGCUACCACGGCCACCGCUCGGUGUGCAGCGGCUACCUGGCCGACUGCCCGGGGAGCGACAGCAGCAGCAGCAGCAGUGGCGGCGGUGGCGGAGGCGGCUCGUCCGGCCAGUGCCGCUGCUCCUCCAGCGACUCCGUGCUCGACUGCACCGAGGUCAGCAACCAGGGCGUGUACGGGAGCUGCUCCACCUUCCGGAGCUCUCUCAGCAGUGACUACGACCCCUUCAUCUACCGCAGCCGCAGCCCCUGCCGGACGGCCGACAGCCGGGGGCCCCCCCGCGAGGAGCUCCGGGCCGGAGAGCGGCGGCCAGGCGCGGCCUCCCCCUCCGGGGACCAGCUGUCCAGCUGCAGCCUCGAGGUCAACUACAGCAGCCAUUCCUCUCUGGAGCACAGGGAUGCCAGCGCCUCUACCUCAGAAGGGGGGCCCGAGGCCCCUCUGGGGGCUGCGUGGGACGUCAGGAGGCCCUGGAGGGGCCCCGAGGCCUCCGCAGCCGCCCCGGACCCGGCGUGCGCCUGCUGCUUCGAGGCCCCGCGCCCGGCUCUGGAGGCCGGCAGGGGAGCCUCAUGUAGGACCGACGGGCCCAGGUGCGGGGGCCUGCCCUGCUACUUCUAUGAAGAGAAGCCGGGGGCCCCUGGGGGAGGCGGCGGCAGCUGCUACACAGAGGACUACGCCGUCAGCGUGCGCUACGCGCUGGCCGACGAGACCCUGCCCGGCUGCUAUGCGGGGCCGAGGGAGCUGGGCCAGCGCAUCCCCAUCAUUCCCGAGGAUGUGGACUGUGACGUGGGCCUGCCCACAGACUGCCAGGGGGCCCGACGCUACGGCUCCUGGGACGAGCCCCCCGAGGCAGGCCCGCAGCCCCACCGGGUGCUCAGAGAGGCCCAGGAGGACAGGGACCUGGGCUUCCGGCUUCCCCACGAGGACGAAACCCGGGCCUUCUUCCCGCGGGCCCCCCGGGACUCCCCAGAGGCCGUGCUCCCCAUGGAAGCAGCAGGCUUGGGGUCUCCUCCUCACCCCCCACUGGACAGAAGCGGCAGAGUCGUCUGAGCUCAGAUGGACUUUUAACCCAAAACAGCGACUCGGCAGAGACUCCAAAUUGUUUGACUUCCUUUCAAAAGAAAAAAAACAAAAAACUUUUUUUAGCUUUGACAAACAGAAAAGUGGUAAUAUGGAGAGCCGGCCCUCCCCUCCCCUUUGCCAAGCCGCCACGGCCACGGCACCCCGAACCCCUCCCUUCCAGACAAAUGUUUAUUCUUGUAUUCUCAGAUGUGUGCGCCUGGGCUUCACAGUGGGCUAGGCCCGAGCUCUCUGUUUUUUAAAAAUAUUCUAUGUAAAUGUAAAAAGUGUUAUUUAAAUAUAUAUUUUUAAAAAU
Molecule: messenger RNA, 2812 nt
Organism: Gracilinanus agilis (Agile Gracile Mouse Opossum)
Lineage: Eukaryota; Metazoa; Chordata; Mammalia; Didelphimorphia; Didelphidae
Gene: ZNRF3
Product: zinc and ring finger 3
Exons: 9
Coding region: 178-2487 (769 amino acids)
Biological process (GO): Wnt receptor catabolic process; negative regulation of canonical Wnt signaling pathway; ubiquitin-dependent protein catabolic process
Molecular function (GO): ubiquitin protein ligase activity; frizzled binding
Source: RefSeq, a predicted model, not a curated record